CCUCAUUAGCCCCAAGGUCCUUAGCAUCCUCCAGCAGAAACCUGUGAAACUGGGAUAGGGUCAGCGCCCUAAAGCCAGCCCCUUCUCGUUUGCCAAGACCUGCCUCUGCGCAGCCCUAAGUGGGUGCAGCUGGAAUCCUGAGCCUGCGAUGGAGCCCCGGCUGGGGCCCAAAGCUGCCGCCCUCCACCUGGGCUGGCCGUUCUUGCUGCUGUGGGUCUCCGGCCUGAGCUACUCUGUCUCCUCCUCAGCUUCUCCCUCUCCUUCUCCGGUGUCCCGAGUCCGAACGAGCUACAAUUUGGGAAGGACUUUCCUCGGUCUUGAUAAAUGUAACGCCUGCAUCGGGACAUCUAUUUGCAAGAAGUUCUUUAAAGAAGAAAUAAGGUUUGACAACGGGCUGGCCUUACACCUUGGACCACCUCCUGACGACUUGCCUUCUUACUCUGCAAAUUACUCAGAUGAUUUCAAAACCUGGCGCCCUGUGGAGAUCUCAAGGCUGGUCAGCAAACAGCAAAACAAGAUCUCAGACAGGAGAAUCUGUGCCUCCGCAGCUGCCCCCAAGACCUGCAGUAUUGAGCGUGUCCUGCGGAAAACAGGGAGGUUCCAGAAAUGGCUGCAGGCCAAGCGGCUCACACCAGACCUGGUGCGGGGCCUGUCCAGCCCUCUCUUGCGCUGCCCAUCACAGCGACUCCUGGAUCGCGUGGUCCGGCGCUAUGCAGAGGUGGCUGACGCUGGCAGCAUCUUCAUGGACCACUUCACGGACCGGGACAAGCUGCGUCUCCUCUACACGUUAGCAGUCAACACGCAUCCUGUCCUUCUACAGAUCUUCCCGGGUGCUGAGGGUUGGCCGCUUCCCAAGUACCUGGGCUCCUGUGGUAGAUUUCUGGUCAGUACCAGCACCAGUCCGCUGCAGGAAUUCUAUGAUGCGCCCCCAGACCAGGCGGCCGACCUGGCCUACCAGCUCCUGGGUGUCCUGGAAUCUCUGAGGAGCAAUGAUUUGAACUACUUCUUCUACUUCACCCACGUGGAUGCAGGCAUGUUUGGCAUCUUCAACAACGGGCAUCUGUUCAUCCGGGAUGCCAGUGCGCUGGGCGUGAUCGACAGGCAGGAAGGCAGCCAAGCAGCCUCCAGGGCAGGAGACGAUAAAGACAUCUUCAGCUGCCUGGUCUCUGGCUGCCAGACCGAGCUGCCCUCCUGUGACACCAUCCCCGAGAAGCAGAACCUGGUGCUGGUGUGCAGCCAGGUGUUGCCCCUGCUUCUCCAGGCCAAGUUCCCAUCCCCAGUGCGGGAGGAGAUUGACGCCGAGCUCACUCGCUGUGCAGACAGAACCCGGCCAGACCCGGAGGUCCUCGGGGCUGCCAGCCGGCUGAAGGACAUCUUGAGACCCCUGAGAACCUGUGACCCCAGAUUUGCCUACCGCUACCCAGACUGCAAGUAUAAUGAUAAGUUCUGAGGGGCUGGAGCCUUGCCGACCCACAUCCUUGGAACUUCCACUGCCCAUUCGGCUCACUGCAUGGUUGAAAGAAGCUGCUCCCUUUUAGCCAUUGGGAGAAAGGCACUUUGGUGUCCCAGAGACAGAGGAACAUGCCAACCACCAGAGGACAGUUGGGCCAGAGGGCGGUGUGACUGCUACCUGCCCCCUCCACCCCUAGCUGGGACAUCAUAGAAGAGCCCAGGGUUGGGCAUUGGAAGACCCAGGUGUGGACACUCACUCAGCCUCUUUGAGCCUCAAUUUUCUCUCUUCUCCACAAGACUCUUGAGUUAGUGAAAAAUGCCAGAGAUGUGAAGGGCCCAGGACACACACUUCCUACUCCCAGCCCAGUUGGUUACAAAGAAUGUUCCAGAAGCACGCAUGCACAGGCAGGGCAAAUGAGACAGAGCCACGGAGGUCAAAAGAGUGACAUGGAGGAAAGACUCAGCCCUGGUGCUAGCCCUCCUGCCACACUCCCCACACUGCCAUGGGGUGAGGAGACUGCAGGCCAAGGGGACACAGGGACAGGAGGCACUUAAUGGCGUGGGAAGGAGGCAGGGAUAAGAAGAGAAGACUGCUGGGCUGGGGGCCAACAUGUUUGUCCACAUCCUCUGAGAACCAGAUGUCAAGACAGGAUUAAGUGGGCAAGGAUUGUAUUGAGGAAGAUGGCUGUGUGGGAGGAAAGGGGGGGAGCCGAAGACCGUGGGGAGAACCAUGAGGCCAGGCUGGAAGGCUGAUGCCCCCUCCCCCAAGUGAAGGCAAGAAGAUCAGGUGAGAGCAUCCCAGAUUCCCCUCUGCUCAACCAAUAUAAGAUUCAGCAGGGCUGUCAGGGUGUCCUUGAGGUAAAGCCAGUCAUCAGAGGAGCUUCCCAAGGGUGGACAGCCCUUAUAUUUCUGCUGCAGGGAAUAGCCCAUGGGAAGCGUGGCCUUAGCCCAACCACAAAGAUGGAUUUCAAAGCACAGUGCAGGGCACUUAGCCAGUUGAGCUCCCUGGAGCAGGAGGUCUGUGAGUAGAACAUUCUUCGUAGCCAUAGCAGGGGACCAGGGCCAGGUCUCUCUACAUAAUGGCCUCCAGGGCAGGACCCUAAGGAGUCUGAGAAUUUUCAUUCAAACUUGGCCUUAUGGGUCAUUCUAAAAAUACUUUUUCAAGGUCAGCCAACAGAAUAUAUUUUAUUCAGCAGCUUGCUUGUUUUAUCCCUUUCAAAUGAUUAGCCACGUGGUAUGUGGGUUUCCAUGUAUCCUCUUGCCCAGGCCACAAACAUUAACGGGGGUUCCUUGGACUUUUGCCCAGUCUCCCUGCCUGCCCUCUACCCUCAGAGACCUCCCAGUUGGCCUCCUCUUUCCUACCUCUGAGUCACCACCUUUAAGAUAAGAUGCCUGGCGUAAUAGGCUUCAUGCAGCAGAUGUGGAAACUGAGGCCCAGGGAGGCAGAGUGACUUGCCAGGAUAGUUUCAGAACUCCAGUGACCAGUCCAGGCUCCUCUUGCCUUCCCUUUCAGCCUUGUAUGUGCAUGCUAAGUUGCUUCUGUCGUGUCCGACUCUUUGCAAGCCUAUGGGCUGUAGCCCGCCAGACUCCUCCAUCCAUGGGAU
Messenger RNA from Cervus elaphus (red deer), 3056 nucleotides. It is a transcript of the gene DIPK2B, whose product is annotated as divergent protein kinase domain 2B. NCBI's taxonomy places the organism in Eukaryota, Metazoa, Chordata, Mammalia, Artiodactyla, Cervidae. Bases 149 to 1450 code for a protein of 433 amino acids. The transcript has 5 exons. The record is from RefSeq and is a predicted model, not a curated record.